GCUGACGUGAGAAACUCGCAGUAGCUCCCGGUACUUUACCUCGAUAACUCGUUUUAACAACUAAAAACAACCAACUUUACUGUUGAAGUGAAGAUCUAGUGGAUCCAGUGUGCCGCCGUAAAUAGUCAGCGUUUGUUGUUGUAUUUUUCUUUUAAGUGAAAGCAUUACUCUUUAGUUGAACGGAGUUGCGUUGUUUUACUUUAGCUGUGCAGUGCGCUACAUAAUAUAAGAUAAAACGCAGCAGUGAUGAUGGUCUUUGCUAAUUUAAUUGAGUGACAAAUUUUAAAAAUUGCAUAUCACGAGUUUAAAGUAUUUAGCAAAAUUGAUAUUGUGCAAGCUGCAUUAUUUCCUGCUCACAGUAAAAUCUAAUAUGGCCUAUCAAAUUCGAGGUUUCAUUGUUUUUAUUAUACUCGUCAGUGUGUGUUCAAAACAAAUCAAAGGAUCCUGCCUGAGCUACGGACAUUCAUGCUGGGGAGCUCAUGGCAAACGCGCGGGCCAACCGGGGCAUAUGGCUUCCAGUGAUGUGCCGGGAGCUGUACAAUUUCAACCACAGCAGCAGCUGGACCAAUCUCACCCACUCCCAGCUGCUUUAAAUGGCGCGGAACGGUGGGCUUUGAUAAGAGUUUUGCCAGAAAAGAAUGCAUACUACCCUUUUAACAAGAUCAUAUACCCAUCACCAGCUAUGGAAUCAUCUACGUAUGUAUACAGCGACGGUUUAGGCUCAUUUGAAUCGGAUUCCUUGAGGAUUGGUUCAGAGUCACCCAGCAGUGCAGAAGGAAAAUUAGCGGAUAAUAGCAAUGAUUUGAGAUCCCUUGUAUCAACGGAACAAAAUGUACCACCUGAGGAUGAGCAACUUCUAACGGCAGUUGCCGUCCCUAAUAUACUGCGUAAAGAUCACCACCACAAUAAAAAGACCCAAUCUAUUGCUGCAAAUCAUCGAUAUACUAGUUCAGAUAAUGGCUUCGAAGACAAUGCGAACAUUGCUCGAUUUUUACCAAAUUAUAACGACGUGAGUCAAAUAUUGCUAACUAAUGCAGCCGUAGCAGCUGCGGCAAGGUUGUCAGACAAUGAUGCAUUUCUUAAAAAUACGCAGUUCAAUCGGAAGCUGUUGACUGAUAACAAUAAAUCCUCGACCCUGCUAAACGCAUAAAUUAUUUGCAUAAAAUGAUUCCAUCAAUAAUCUAACGUAACAUUUCAAUGAUAACGUCAAGUUGCAAGCAGUCAAAGAGCGGCCAUUGUCUGGGGUAAAGGGAAAUCGGUCAAAAAUUCAGUUAAAAACAUAUAUAUAUAUAUAUAUAUAUAUAUAUAUAUAUAUAUAUAUAUAUAUAUAUAUAUAUAUAUAUAUAUAUAUAUAUAUAUAUAUAUAUAUAUAUAGAUAUAUAUAUAUAUAUAUGUAUAUAUAUAUAUAAUUUUUGUAUUCAGCGACAUACAACUCAGAGCGGGAUCACAAGUUUGCGUUAUCAAGUAGUGUAUUUCGUGACACACAAUACAAAGAGUAUAUUUUUUAUGCCCUUGGAUUAGGUGUAAGCCCAUAAUCGGGUACUAUCGUUGAAUUUUAUCGCUUGUUCCACCAUCUUCAUGCGCCUGCAAAGCAUGAAUUGCUAGGAAAAUGAUAGUAUUAACGUGUAAAUGACGAUCUUAUCACCAGUGGAUGAAUAUUGCCAAACUUUACUUCUGUUUGCACUAGAGCUCGAAAUUUGGCAAGGUUCAUCAGUGGCUGGUUUGGUGAUAGAUAUUCAUUUGCAAAAUACUUAUGUACGAAACAAAAAUGCCAGAGCAUAUGAAGAACAUUCAUUAACGUGCUUUUAUGGAUGCGUUGUUGGCGUACGCCAACCGUUUAUUCCGUGCAUAAUACGGGCACUGUUAUUCCAAAACAAACCCUCACCAACACAAUUAAUAUUGUAAAUACACUUAGACAGUAAGCAGGGAUUAUAAAAUAACAAUAUAAAUGUAAAAAUUAUAUUUCAAAUUUAAA
This is a messenger RNA of Anopheles gambiae (African malaria mosquito), 1975 nucleotides long. RefSeq lists its product as uncharacterized. The coding region runs from base 371 to 1150 and encodes 259 amino acids. The transcript is spliced from 5 exons. The record is from RefSeq and is a predicted model, not a curated record. NCBI's taxonomy places the organism in Eukaryota, Metazoa, Arthropoda, Insecta, Diptera, Culicidae.